This is a messenger RNA of Phialemonium atrogriseum, 4482 nucleotides long. RefSeq lists its product as uncharacterized. NCBI's taxonomy places the organism in Eukaryota, Fungi, Ascomycota, Sordariomycetes, Cephalothecales, Cephalothecaceae. The record is from RefSeq and is a predicted model, not a curated record. The transcript is spliced from 3 exons. Bases 1 to 4482 code for a protein of 1493 amino acids.
AUGUCCCAGUUCUCGGCGUCGAACAAAGAACUGAGGACUUCUGAUUCUACAACACCAUCGCCCCCUGCCGACGCGCAGAAAGUUCAACCACACCAGAGACCCGACAGUGCUUUCCACUCCACACCGCAACAUCCCGCUGCUAACGACGUCUUCCCCGCCACGCCGGUCCCCUCGUCACCCGUACGCGCCGAGCAUGACCAUUCGACCCCUCCGCUGAGCGAUUCACCGUCGGCGAGUCCUGCCGGAAGAAAACGAAGUAGUUCACGCCCCGUGUCCAUGAUACAGACCUACCAACCGCACAUGAUGGACAUCAACCAAGAUACUAUCCCAGAGCUUCAGCCCAUCUUCACAUUCCUGAACAGCCACCAGAACAAGCUGUACCAGGAGGGGUAUUUCCUGAAGCUUGACGACCAGGACUCAAGAGGAAGACCAAACCCAGACAGAACAUGGACCGAGUGUUUUGCGCAGCUAGUCGGUACCAUCCUCUCGCUGUGGGAUGCUGCAGAGCUGGAUGCUGCCGGGGACGAUGGAGAGGUGUUGCCGAAAUUCAUUAACCUGACCGACGCCUCGAUCAAGAUGAUCGAAUCGUUGCCGACGAAAUCGAACGAUGAGCAGCCACUGCAAAACAUUCUAAGCAUUAGCACCGCCGGGAGGAACCGAUAUCUCCUCCACUUCAACUCGCACCACUCGCUAAUCCAGUGGACUGCCGGCAUCAGAUUGUCCAUGUUCGAGCACUCGACGUUGCAGGAAGCCUACACCGGUGCGCUGAUCGCCGGCAAGGGCAAGACCCUCAACAAUAUUAACCUGAUCAUGGAUCGGACAAAGUUCAAGGUCGAGGAGUGGGUUCGUGUUCGUUUUGGAGCCGGUGUGCCCUGGAGGCGCUGUUGGUGCGUAAUAUCUCCUCCCGACGAGAAGGAGUACCAGAAGCUGCAGAAGGAGAUGAAGAAGCGCUCGCCAUAUGACCGCUCGCACGCGCCCUUACUGAAGGGCGACAUAAAGUUCUACGAUUCCAAGAAGGAGGCAGAGAGGAAGAAAAAGGCCCGCCCCAUUGCAACCAUCUCCGAUGCGUACUCGGCGUAUGCCAUCUACCCGCAAUCUAGAGCCCUGAUAGAUGGCUCUACCCUGCUCAAGGUUGAGGGGAAUAUCACCAUCCACACGGACCCGCCAUCCGCAACCGAGGGCUUCGUUUUUAUCAUGCCCGAGGUCCGUCCCGCCAUCUCAGGCUUCGAGAUGCUCCUACGCUUCCUCUUCCCGACCUGGGACACUUUCUGCUUGUAUGGUCGUCCGGGCAGGCUAGUUGCAAGCGUCCUCGACACCCGAUCGUUGAUGUUCGCCAUGCCCAAGCACAAGCGGUAUGGGUACAUGGAGAUACUAGACGUGACGGGCCUGAUCCUGGCGGACGGAAGUCCGGCAUGGUCAGAAAAUGAAUGGAGAAAGCAGUUGAAGGAGUUGACCUCGCAGCGCAUGACCGCGGUGGAAGAUGGCACGAAGACGCACGGGAGGAGUGGGAGCCGCAACAGCAAGCGGCUGAGCUUCGGCCAGCAAGCCUCCGGCCCACCCAGACCGCGCGUCAACUUUGCCGAUGAUAACGCCUCAAUUAGGUCCUCCCCGUCCAUGUCGUCGGUACAGCCAGGCGCGACGAGCCAUUCGGCACCUCCGGACCAUGACCGGGAGCGUGCACCGCCCGCAAUGGGAGGAAACGCCCGGCACUCACGGAACAUCUCAGACCCGCAGAUGGCUAACGUGCCGCCUGACUACGGAGCAGGACAUCCACAAGGAUUGGUGCCUUCCGUGCGCGGUGCCGACCGUGCAAGAACCUUUGCGAGCGAAUUGGCUGCUACCCCUGAACGUGUGAGCUCCGAAGAUGAAACCCCCCCGAGGAACACGCCCCCGGGGGAUAUCGAUGCUUGGCAAAGAAUGCGCACGCCGGAGCCGGUGAAUGCCCCUCCCGCAUUUGCCCACGGUGCAGGUUCCAGGCCGACCCAGCAGCCGUACCACUCGCCCGAGUUACGCAGGGCAAACAGUCGCUUGUCAAGCACAACGCUGUCACAGCUGGCAACAGCAGGCGGCCUCACCGCAGAGCACUUUCCAGAUGACCCGCUGCGCCGACAUCCUCGUCAACAGAGCGCAGAGCCGGUCUCUGGACAAGCAGACCCCAGGGGUCCAUCGGUACAGCCACAAGCCAACGCCAACCCCCUAGGGACCAGUGCUAAUUACAAUGGAUCUCCUGAAGCUUUAACGUCCCCCGGCCAUGCCCAUCCGCCUUUCUCCUCGCCCGGGCUCGCGGCACCUCACAUGGCUCUUGCUCAGAACCGAUCCAGGUCACCUCUAGCCGGGCCUCGACAAGGAGCCCCUCCUGGAACCCCUCCGCCCAAUUCCGGUCCUCCUCCGAAUUCCCGCGGCCCACCGCCGAUGCGCCAACCCCCGAUGGAUCCCCCACCGAACGUAAUGGGUCCUCCACCUAAUGCACGGGGCCCACCCCCUAUGAUGAACCCUCAAGGACCGCCGCCGGGAUCUCCUCGGGAGCCCGGAGGUAGCCCCGCCCUUUUAUCUAACCCUCAGUUUAGCCAUGGCUACCAGGCGGCGGCGCCGCCACCUGGCCAACGCCGUACCCCGCCACCGAAUCCGGCAAUGCAACAACCGCCUCAUAUCCAGACAUCCCCCCCAGUUCACAGAAAACCCCUGCCGCAGAGGACGGCGAGCCUCCAGCGGAGUGAUAAUUCGGCACCCCCUUCGCCCACUAGUACUGGGAGCUUUAGCAGCCGCGUCUUGGACGAAGACGCCCUCGCCCUAAUACGCGCCGCAAACGCGGACGACCUGAACCGCCCAUUUGCCGAUCACAGUCUCGUGCGCCACGAUACCGACAGGACCGGAGCAAGUAGUCGUUACGAUGACGCCUCCUCGACAGCGAGCCCGGACUAUGCCAGUACGCGGAAAUCGAGCGACACGCAAGAGUCGGUCGAGCGACCGCGUGCUGGCGUUCUUAGAACUGUCGGUGAGCCCUCGGAAGCGGAGCCGCCCGUACCGAAGGCCGCUUACGAUAUCCCGGAAAUCAACUUCGGCCCAACGCCCGUCAUCGGCUAUCGUGGCUCGCAAGGUGCGGGCAAUAAAACGCCGACACCCCUCCCUGCUCAGUCACCUCCUCGGUCGUCGUCACCUGCUCCUGGUCGGAAGUCGCCAGGCCCUGCAGCUGGGUACGCCCACUUCCGUCAAGACUCGGAUGACACGAUCCGCCGAAGUGUGGCAUGGCAACCCGGCGGCGUUAGGGUCGGAUCGCCGUCUGGCGAACGAGGCAUCAGCCCCGAGCAGUUUGUCCAGCAACGAGCCGCGGCUGCCACCACGCCUCUUUACGGCCACCAGCGACAGCCCUCGGCGAAUACUCUUGCAGGUCUUCGGACCGGGACACCGACACCACCUCUGAGACGGCAGGGCAGCCAAGAACUCCUGACAGCGAUGGCCAACAGCAGACCUGGCUCCGCAGCGGCUCAUUCACGCAGCCCCUCGGCCGACCUUCUCCAGCGCCCUGGAAGCCGGGGUUCGGCCGAUCUCCUCCAGCGUCCUGGCAGCCGGGGCUCGGCAGCGAUGCUCUCGGGAGGCGAGCUAUCCAGCCAUCUCUCGGCUCGCGAGCAGGAACAUGUGGCGCGGGUGACUGGGAAUCCGCUCAUCGACGUUGCAGGUAACCGAAACGCGCCGCAGGCGCAGGCCGGCCUGGUCGGCGCGAUCCAAGCGCGGGAGCGGGAGAGGGCGCAGAUGAAGCAGGGGCUUGGCGGUCAGGCUGUCGCGCAAGCGAUCGACCAGCGCCAGAGGGAACAACAAUCCCAGGCUCAACGAGCGGCGCAGGCUGCAUACGCACAGCAUCAGGCACAGCAGCAAGCACAACAGCAAGCACAGCAGCAUGCACAGCAGCAAGCACAAUUUGCCGCACAGCAGCAGUAUCAGCAGCAGCGGAACCCGGGAAUGGCCCCAGGCAUGGGUAUGGGUCCAGGACCGUCACCCCCGACAUAUGAUGCUGCCAUGGGCGGAAUGAGCAUGGGCAACCUUCCCGGACCCGUAUUUAUGAACCCAGGCAUGGGACCGCCACGGACCAACUCACUUGGUCCGGCGGGUGGCCAGAUGCCGCAGCAACAGCGACAGCAGAUGAUGCCGCAGCAGGGGCCCUACAACGGCGGACCGCCGCCCAAUUUGGCGCCGCCAGGUCUGCAGGGCUAUGCUCAAGGGGCGGGGUGGCCAGCGCCUAACAUGCAUCGUCGGCCGGUACCACCGCAGCAACCAAUGCAUGGCCAGGCGCCAGGCAUGCCGGGGCCAGGCAUGGGCAUGGAUAUGCGGGGAGGUCGGCCGCAGAGCCCUGGGUUCCCUGGGUUCCAGCUGCCGCCUCAAGGUCAAUAUCCUCCCCAAUAUCCUCCGUCCGGUAGCCCCGGCAGCCCCGGCAGCCCAAGGCCUGGGACUCCCGGCCGAAUGCAAUUCCAGGGUCAAGCUUUCUAG